Lepus europaeus (European hare) is the source of this 435-nucleotide messenger RNA. RefSeq names its product shadow of prion protein (gene SPRN). Lineage: Eukaryota; Metazoa; Chordata; Mammalia; Lagomorpha; Leporidae. Gene Ontology annotation, biological process: protein import into nucleus. The record is from RefSeq and is a predicted model, not a curated record. The transcript has a single exon. Bases 1 to 435 code for a protein of 144 amino acids. Gene Ontology annotation, cellular component: membrane; nucleus. Gene Ontology annotation, molecular function: nucleic acid binding.
AUGAACUGGACGGCCGCGACGUGCUGGGCCCUGCUGCUGGCCGCUGCGUUCCUCUGCGACGGCGGCGCGGCCAAGGGAGGCCGAGGCGGGGCGCGGGGCAGCGCCCGGGGCGGGCUCCGCGGGGGCGCGCGCGGGGCCUCAAGGGUGCGCGUGCGGCCGGCGCCCCGCUACGGCUCCUCCCCGCGCGUGGCAGCGGCGGGGGCUGCGGCCGGGGCGGCGGCGGGGGCAGCGGCGGGCUUGGCCGCGGGCCCUGGCUGGAGGCGCGCGGCGGGGCCGGGGGAGCGCGGCCCGGACGAGGAGGACUUGGCGUCCGGAGGUAACGGGACGGGCGUCUACAGCUACUGGACCUGGACUUCAGGCGCGGGGUGCUCGCGGGGCCCGCGCCUCUACCUGCUGCUGGGCGGCGCCCUCGCCCUGCGGCUGCCGCGGCCCUAG